GUUUUAGGGGUUUCUAUCUUAUUAUCUCAUUGUAAAAGCAUCUACAUGUACAUUCAUACCUGAACACAAGAGAAAAUGUACUUCAGGAUACCAGUAGAUUGGAAUACUUUCACAUUUAAUAUCAUUUGAGGAGGUGACUUCGCUAGAUAUUCAUUUGAUAUUCUGAGUCCGGUUUGACAAAAAGCCGGAUCUCAGUCACGUAAUCAUGUAUGCAGUACUAGAACAGAACCCGGCAGCGCGCAGUGACUGUACUAUUCUGUCGCUGUCGUGGAAAGGAACAGUCCCUGAAAGCGAGAAGGAUAAGAGCUAUACUCGCAAGCGACACUACACAAAAGGAUGGCUUGCAACAGGCAACGUGAAAGGGGUGGUUGGAGCAACGUACACAACCAGCCACUGUGGAAAGAGUCCUCAAGCCCCUGCCAGAAGAAAUUUCAAUCUCCGUGGGCACAACAGUGAGGUGGUGUUGGUGAGAUGGAACGAACCAUUUCAGAAGAUGGCUACCUGUGAUGCUCAAGGGGUCAUCUUUGUCUGGAUCAAGUAUGAGGGGCGCUGGUCAGUCGAGCUGGUCAACGACAGGUCAUGUCAGGUGAGUGAUUUCUCUUGGAGUCAUGAUGGCCGAAUGGCUCUCAUCUGUUACAAGGAUGGCUUCGUCCUGGUAGGGUCAGUGACCGGUCAACGCUACUGGUCAUCUCUUCUUGACCUGGAUGCCAAGCUGCUAUGUGGGGCAUGGGCACCAGAUGAUAAACAGGUUUUGCUGGGUACGUCUAAGGGGGAAAUCGUUGUGAUGGAUAUCCAUGGCGCCUUGGUGACUCAGUGUAACCUAGCAACAGAGCGCCCCCUUAAGGCGCUGCUCUGGUCCUCGGAGAAGUUUCGGAUGGUUAACAUUGGAGACUGUGAAGGGGAAGACAGGAAGAAGAGAAAAGUAGGCAGUGACAAGCGGAAUCGUAGCAAGAGGAAGAGUCCUGUGAUGGCGAUAGAUCUGGGAGACGGUGAGAUCCAACUGAUGAGAAGCCAUGAUGAUCUCACUCCAAUCUGCAUCAAGACUGGAAUGACAGCAGCUGUAAAGAUGGAGUGGAGCGGAUGUGGCAGUUUCCUAGCUGUGGGUGGAACUCAGCCAGUAGAGAGUAUCAGUGCUGUCAAGUUCUACGAUACGACCGGACACCUUCGGUUUACACUUAACAUUCCAUCCCAGAGACCACUGUCUGCUUUGACCUGGGGUCACAACGACCAGCGUCUCUUUGUGGCGUGCGGUUCCAUCCUCCACGUAGCAUGGAUAGAGAAGGGCGUGGCACCUCUGCAGGUGCUGUGUAGGGAGGUCAUCCAGCCACUCACCAAUGAGGAGAAGCUGAUUGCCAAACUCCCACUGCCUCUCAGACUCAGGAAUUACGUCUGCGAGAGAUUGUCACUCACUAUAAAGGGAUGCAUUCCAGAUCCAGCCAAGCUCAGAGAGUUUGUCAGUCAGCCUCCACCAGGCAACGAAAGACUUCACUGCACAAUGGUACGGACCGAGUUUGAUUCAAGAACGGGAAGUCCAUGUUUCACCCUCUUUCUGGAGUUCCUAGGGGGGCUUGUACCCCUCUUGAAGGGACGUAGGAUAAGCAAGCUCAGACCAGAGUUUGUAAUAUACGACCCAAAGACGAUACCAAAGAGUAACGAUGAUGAUGGGGGUGUCCCUACUUUCAUGAGUUCAGAUGACAGCUCGUGUACGGAUGACAGUGACGAGGACCUGAUGUGCAACAUGCGACGCAAGACGGACAAUCGUAACAGCAGCAGUAGUCCCAAGCCCAGGGACAGUACGCAAAGUGCAUCGGACUCACCCAGGCUCAAGGAGAAGGAAUUUGACAGCUUGUUUCUUGAUAGUUUACCUGAGCGCAACCCUCUGGUGGAGGUCACGUCCAACAUCUGGGGCACGAAGUUCAAGAUCCACGGCCUGGCUGAAUUCCUGCCAGCUAACCUGGGCCAGAUCAACUACAGGACCAGCCUUCUUCAUCUCCAGCCCAGGCAGAUGACCAUCGCCCUGGUGGAACUCAAGCCAGAGUUCCUGCGUUGUCGGCAGGAUGAGGACUCUGACUAUGAUCCUAAUGUCUUCAGUGAAGAUGAUGAUGAUGUCCAAGAUGUCGUGAAGAGUCCCCCUCUUACCAAGGCAGCAGCAGCACCCAUCGCACCGAUGACAUCCACAAACAGGAGCUUCUCAGACACCAUGGAUUCCAACAAUCACAACCUAGUUAGUGAGCUGACUCAACAGAAUAAUGCCGAAAGUCAAACCGUUGAGGAGGGAGAGACUGAUUCGAUUCCACUCUUAGCAGAGACCACGAGGGAGGAGUACACACAACAGGGUGCUAUUCCCAAACAGAGACUAGUCUCACAAGGAAGACGCAAAAUAGAAUCGGAAUGUGGGUCAACAAGCAUAGGGGGUGGUCGCACGGGACCGCUCGAUGUCGUGACGGAUGUUCGGGUGAUGAAUGGCGGAGCGGAGGCGUUAGAUGAAGGAAUUAUCUUACCGUCCGAUGUACAAGGCGAGGAGGAGUUACAAACAGACUUGCCACGUUGGGCAGAUACUGCCCCCAGACAUUCGCGGCCUGGUCAUUUAUGUGACGGUCCUGGUAGCAACAGCCAGUCUCCGAAGCGAAUAGCUCGGAGAAGAGAACAUCAUGAAUCCAAUGGUCAUGGGUCUGUGAAGGACACCGAUGUAAGACAUGUAGCAAUAAUGAAUGGUAGCCCUCAGAUAGAUAAAGUGCGUAGAGCACCUAUUAGUGUGGAUGAAUCUGAUCUAGACUUGUCAGAGCCAGUCAGAGCAUCCUCACCAAAGCCUUGUCAAACUCCAGUGGAUGAGAAGGGAAAGGAGAAGAAACACACAGCGUCAUCGCCUCAGACAAAAACAAAGAGGUCAAAGUUAAAAGGUCGGAAAGCAGAAAAUGGUCAAGAAGGGGCGGCCACCGAGAAGCAAGGGUCGCCGAAACUCUCCGGCAGCGCCCAGGAAAAUUCAUCAGGAAAGAGUCGCAAGUCCUUACGCAAGGCAUGGUCCAACUCUGACCGCUCGCCCUCCAGGUCGCGGAUGAAAUCACAGGGAGAAAACUCUGACAGUGAUGCAGAGAAUCAAAACGCCAACGAAGCGGGUGAUUCGUCAACAGCGAGCAGUGCAAAGUCAAGGAAAGCCAAGCUGAUGAAGCAGUACGCUAACUGCAAGUCAAAGGUGUUUGUCAUGCAUAACAAAGCCCCCUUGUGGAACGAAAACACACAGGUUUAUCAACUGGACUUUGGUGGCAGAGUGACCCAAGAAUCAGCCAAGAAUUUCCAAGUGGAAUUACUUGGGAAGCAGAUCCAGGUGAUGCAGUUCGGAAAGAUAGAUGGCCAGGCCUACACCUUGGAUUUCCAGAGUCCUUUCUCUGCUAUCCAAGCCUUCGCAAUCGCUCUAGCAAAUGUGACCCAGAGACUGAAAUAAGAUGGCGCUCUGGCGAAAGUUUGGAUUUCCAGAGCUCUUUCUCCGAUAUCGAAGCCUCCGAAUCACCCUUGCAAAUGGGACCCAGAGACUGAGGAAAUGCUGUUUGAGAUUAAGCCAUCAUUGUUGUGGAAGUUUGGAUUUCAGAGCGCUUUCUCUGCUUUCCAGGCUUUUGCAAUAGCUUUUGCAAUUGUCAUCUGGAGAUGGUAGAAAUGCUUUCUAAGGUUUGGCCGCUGAGAGACUGACAUUGGGAAAGGACUUCGCCAUCACUUCUGCAAACCCAAGACAACUCUCCUAAACCUCUUAUGGCAGCCGUGCUAAAGCCAGGGUAAUAAUCGGGAGCGCCAGGAGUGUCAAGUCUGACAGACAUGAGCGCUAUACAAGAACCAACUAUUAUUAUUAUUAUUAAGUUCAAAAUGGAUCUGGAUGAUGCUCAGAGAAAGGGUACGGGAUCAAGGAUGGUGAGAGGAGAUCUGAACAGAAAAUAGUUGUACAGAUACACAGAGGACUGGGACCUGGAACAAGCUCUGUCAAAGUGUUAGCAUAGAAUGAACAUCAUUUCAGUGAAGCACAAAUCAUGAAAUUAAUUCAGAACAUUUGUAGUGCCCAUGCUUAGUUUAUUUAAAUGUACACUUACAGUAGAAAUAAUACAUUCAGUGCUAAAGGACAAACAUCAUCGUAACCUAUAUCAAACUUGCCUUUUCAUCCCUCUGAAAAAUUACCCAUAUUAAAAUUCAUGAAAGCUUCUGUAUUAAAUCUCACGCAACUAUACAAGAUUAAGGAGGGAUGGAGGUAGCUCAUUGAUAUACAAUAGCAUGAAAAGACAUGUCCAGAAAGCAAAAAGGCCAAUGGAUUAUGAAAAUUUGUAAUUUGAAAUAUAUAUAUAUGACAUUUUUGGUAAUAUUGAGUGUAAACAAGGUUGGAUAGAUAUUUCUUGAUCCUGUGAGCUAUAAAUAUGGUUCUGUCAAAAUGCCAUGAAACUAAAAUUUAGUAAACAAGUAUUCAUUUUGCAUUCUGGACGUGUCUCUCCGUGACACUAUAUUUUGGUAAGCUACCUUAGUGAUGCAAGGUGUAAGUAUUCCUUGCUGUCUCUCGCUCCCCCUGUUUAUUUUAUUCAGCAAUUUUUUGAUGGGUGCCCAAUGGAUCACAGUGGGACAAAUUUAGAGUAAAAUUGCGGUGUCUGAAAGUUUGUGAUGUGGAUCUCAACAUAGCUUGGUGAUAUCAAUAUCAUUACCAGACUAUUCAUGGUUGCACAAUUGUUUUUGAUGCAUUGUUUAUACAGCAUCUCGGUGUCUUAAACACACAAAAAAACGUAAGUCCCCCCCCCCCCCCCCCCCUGAGCAACACAUCCUAAUUUCUGAACCGCAAAAGUUUUGAUCAAAUCUACUUAGAAGUGACUGUCUGUGUGUGUUUCUCAUUUAACUUAUAUCUGAAAAUCAGAGUUAUCCAUGAGGUCAUGCUAGAAUGAGCUUUCUCUUAAGACACAAUAAUCACAUUACAACAUUCACAAGACUUUCAUUUCAUCAGUGUACUGAUUUGAGAGAUGGUCAAUUUUCUGACUGUCUGCUGUUUGUGCAUGCAUUGGAACAGUUAAUGAUGAUCACAAAGUUGCCAUUUUCAUUGCACACAUGUAUGAUGUGUUAAUCUAUUACUGGCCACUUAACGCUAUUUCUUUGUACUGCAGAAAACCCUUUCAAUGAAUUGUCUUGAAAAGUUGGUGAGAUAAAAGUGAAAUAAGCAUGAAUGAAGUCUGCUUUACUUUGAAGCGGUGAGUCUGCUGCAUUUAGCAGGGAUCAGCAAAAUAACGGAACCUUUCCAAAUUUAUAUCAGCAAAAAGCUCUUAAUACCGGACACUAAUUUGUCAAUGAACUUUAAUUGAACACUGAGAUAAAAGUAAUUUUUGUUUUAUAUGAAUUACGAUUCCAAACGAUCGACAAAAUCAUUAUUGUCUACACUGAUAUACGGCCAUUUACGGGUGUUCGGUAUUAAGAGGUUUCUGGUUUGGGUUAAUGGGGUUAGUGACCAUAUGUGCUAUGUUAAGGAUGUCACAGUGCACUAUGGGCCAUUGCUAUUUGUAUGCUGUAUGGUAUGAAUUGUGCUUAAAUUAAAAAAAAAAUCUGAAGCUCAGUGGUUUGAAGUAGAUAUACGUUUAUGCAUGUACUUCCUCUUAUCAAGUCCAAUACCAAUUAACAUUCAUCACAAAAAGUGAAAAAAACAUUUCAUGAUUACCUGUAUUUCUCAUGUUUUUUUCUUUGUUUUUCUUCAAAUACAGUGUAUCUUAAGGAAGCAUUCUUUUUGCAAUACAUAAAAAAUGAAGCUUCACCAGUUACAUAUAUUUGCAUCCAGUAUAUACAUGCCUAUUUUGUUUAAAGUACUUCAAAAUUAAUAUUUGAAAAGUUAAUUGUGAAACCAGCUAUUAAACACACUGAAGUUCCAUAUCAAAGCAAACAUGUAGAUUUUAGUUUACAUUUACUUGAGAUUGAUUACAAUCUGUCACAUUAUGAUUUUGAUUUUGAAUUUGGAAGUAAUCCAUUUUUGUUUUGUUUGUAUAAAUCAUUGCUUGCAUUUUGAUAAUGAGAUUUCUUGGACUGUAAGUUUGGGAGAGUCAGCAUUUUGAUCAUGUGUUGUUCAUGGGAAAUGUAUACACUGUAGAUAUGCUAUCAUGCUGGUGAAACGCUUGGGUACCUUAGCGAUAUGUAAUUAAAAGUUUUGUUUUGAUAUAAAAGUUUAGCUUACAUUAAGCCUUGUCAAGAUGGUACAUGCAUUUACCAGCUCCAUAUCCUAACGAUUUAGUUCUACCUCUGUGUGAUGGAUGAAAUUAGGAUUUUCAACAAUUAUACAGUUUGCGUUCUGGACGCGUCUUUUCAUGCGACUAUAUUUGGCUACCGGUAAGCCGACUUAGUAUUUUGUUUAAUUGGUUUAAAACUUGUAUAUGCUUGCUCUUGUGUUUUGCCUACCACUGCAAUUCAACAGAAAGAUGUGAUUGCGUUUCGGUGACACACGCUAUGGCGACAAUUGCUCCGCGCUC
Molecule: messenger RNA, 6467 nt
Organism: Strongylocentrotus purpuratus (purple sea urchin)
Lineage: Eukaryota; Metazoa; Echinodermata; Echinoidea; Camarodonta; Strongylocentrotidae
Gene: tulp4
Product: tubby-related protein 4
Exons: 13
Coding region: 206-3442 (1078 amino acids)
Biological process (GO): intracellular signal transduction
Molecular function (GO): protein binding
Source: RefSeq, a predicted model, not a curated record